Messenger RNA from Ruditapes philippinarum (Manila clam), 1395 nucleotides. RefSeq lists its product as uncharacterized. The transcript has 2 exons. The record is from RefSeq and is a predicted model, not a curated record. Lineage: Eukaryota; Metazoa; Mollusca; Bivalvia; Venerida; Veneridae. The coding region runs from base 79 to 1353 and encodes 424 amino acids.
GCCAUCUAAAUGACAAAUACAGAGAUAUAAGAAUAGAGUUGAUCAACAAGUUUGUAUUUCCAAAAUAACUUAAAAUGGAUGCUGUCUGAGGCCAAAAAAAGAUCAUUGAAUAGAGAUGGAUAUGAGGGUGGAUUACUUGUUGAUGAAAUGACAAUCCAAGAAGACAUUCAGCUAAAAAAGAGAGGAAAUGAAUUUGAAAUUAUUGGUUUUGUUGAAUGUUGUGAUGAGUCAGUCUACAUGAAUAAACUUAUGGGAAAAUCUGAUUUAAAAAUGGCUACACAUGUUUUACAACUUUUGUUUUUGGGAAUUACUGGUUUCCGUUUUCCAGUUGGACACUUUGCUACUUUACAAACAAGCCCAGCAGAAUUGUAUUCAAUUUUUAGGGAAGCAGUAAAAAUGUUAGGAGUUUUUGGUUUUACUGUACUAUAUGUUAGUAUGGAUGGUGCCCAAAAUAAUAGACUUUUUAUGAAAAUGCUACUGCCUGGAAAUGAAUUAAAUUCUAUUAAAAUGAAAACAAUGAAAAUAAGAAAUAUAUAUGACCAGAAUAAACCAGACAUUUGCAUUAUCAUGGACUAUUCCCAUUUAAUGAAAAAUAUUAGAAACAAUAUAUCUAAGAGUGGCAAUACCAACAAACAUACUAAACAUUUGAUGUACAAGGGUAAAGACAUUUUUUGGGAACACUGGUGUAAAGCUUACCUAUGGGACACAAGCAACAAUGCAUUAAAAAUUUAUCAAAAGCUUACUAAUGAUCACUUUUUUUUAAAUCCACAGCUUAAAAUGAGAAAUGCUUUAGCUGAGGAUGUUUUAAAUAGUGACAUGCUACAUCUAAUGAGAAAAUAUCAAGAAUCUCUUCCUGAUCAAGAGAAGAAUUCCUUAAAUAGUAGUAUUGAACUACUGGAAAUAACAUCCAUACUGGUAAAAAAAUUUCGCGAUCAAAGACCUAUCCAUGAAUAUGCAGACCAAAGACUCAGUGAAAACAAAUUACUACUAUCUUGGUUCAGAACAUGGGAAAAUGCGGACGGCCUUUGUGAAAAAAAUCUUAUUUCGCAGCAAACAAGAGAAGACACAGUGUCCCUUUUAAUUGGUUUUGAUGAAAUGUGCAAAGACAGAUUUUCUAGGUCAUGUGGGUCAAUUAUUGCCAGUUACAUAAAUAGUGACUCCAUUGAAAAUAUUUUUUCUCAACAGAGAGGUUUGCAUAAUGGUGCAAAUACAAACCCAAAUCUUCUUACCUAUAAUCAUGCAAUAAAUAAUAUAAUUCUUGGUCAAACAACAGUAUCAAGAAAAUGUAACACUGGUGAAUCAGGUGCUCAAGUGUAUAGUGACCAAAGACAACCACUUAAAUCUAUACAAUGAAUGCUUGCAAUGCUCAAAAUAAAUAAUUGAAAAAUAAAUGAA